GUAGAAGGAGUAGUGGACUUAAUGCACAAAAAUAAUAAGUAAAUUUGAUGCAUUAUUAUUACUUAUUUCUUUCACUCUGUAUAUGCUUUUCCUUAAAAAGUGUUUUCUCCAAACCUCUUCCAUCUUUUUUCUAUCUUCAUCGUCACCACCACCACCAACAACCACUCCUCUCUAGUCUUCACUGCAGAAAUUCUCUAGCUAGAAACUUCCCCUCUUUGACUUCAUGCCGAGUUUGGAUCUCAGUAGUGCAAACUAUUAAAACGAUAAUCGAGAACAAAUGCAAUUAUCGUAAUAAUUUGAAAAGACGAAGAAGGGCUUAAGAAUUGAACGGAAAUGGCUUUCCACGAGCACCAUAUGCAGCACGAGAUAGCGUUUCAGCGCUUCACCGAGGAGCAAGAACUAACAGCAGAGAAUAGGGACAUGCAGCAGCAGAGGGCGGCGGGGGUGGUUGCGCCGCCGACGUGGCUCAACAACCCUAGCAGUCAUCAUCAUCGACAGCAGCAGAAUUUCCUGCACCAGCUGCAACCACCACCACCACCACCACCGGAGACAGCGACGACGACGGAGAAGAGCAUGGAUCGGAACACAAGUUUCGAAUCGUCGGAUGAAUUGAGGGAAUACAAAGCAGACAUCUUAGGACACCCGCUGUACGACCAGCUUCUGUCGGCUCAUGUUUCUUGCCUGAGAAUCGCCACGCCGGUUGACCAGCUUCCACGGAUCGACGCGCAGUUGCAGCAGUCGCAGCGCGUCGUUGAUAAGUACUCUGCCCUCGCAAACCCUGUCGUUGAUGACAAGGAGCUCGAUCACUUCAUGACACAUUAUGUUCUGCUGCUAUGUGCGUUCAAGGAACAGUUGCAGCAACAUGUCCGUGUUCAUGCCAUGGAAGCAGUGAUGGCUUGUUGGGAUCUCGAGCAGUCUCUACAAAGCUUGACCGGUGUAUCUCCUGGGGAAGGAACGGGAGCAACAAUGUCGGACGACGAAGAUGAGCAAGCGGAGAGCAACGGUGGCGGCGGCGGCGGCGGGGGGAACCUUUACGAAGGAAGCUUUGACGGUGUUGAUAGUCUUGGUUUUGGUCCUCUUGUGCCGACUGAGAGUGAAAGAUCGUUGAUGGAGCGAGUGAGGCAUGAACUGAAGCAUGAACUCAAACAGGGUUACAAGGAGAAGAUCGUUGACAUCCGUGAAGAGAUUCUCCGCAAGAGAAGAGCUGGCAAGCUUCCUGGUGACACCACCUCCCUUCUCAAAGCUUGGUGGCAAUCACAUUCUAAAUGGCCCUACCCUACUGAGGAAGACAAGGCCAGGCUGGUGCAGGAAACUGGAUUGCAAUUAAAGCAGAUAAAUAAUUGGUUCAUAAAUCAAAGGAAAAGGAACUGGCAUACUAACCCCUCUUCCUCUAGUAACUCUAAAACCAAGCGCAAGAGCAGUGCAGGUGAGAGCAGUAACCAAAGCUUCAUGUGAUGAACCAAAAGGAAAUUAAGAUAUAUACAUACAUAUAUAUAUAUAUCUAUAACAUUAUAAUGCUAGUCUUGGAUUGCUUGCUGGGAUUCUUAGACCUUAAUUAACGUCCGAGGGCUACUGAUAUGGAUGUAAAAGGGGAUAUAUAUCACUCUUGAAUAUUUUUGCUUUAAACACAGUAAACCCUAAUAUUGAUGUACAUAUAUGACUAUAUAUAUUUUCUGCCUUUAUGAUA
Messenger RNA from Arachis stenosperma, 1687 nucleotides. RefSeq names its product homeobox protein knotted-1-like 4. The transcript has 5 exons. The record is from RefSeq and is a predicted model, not a curated record. The coding region runs from base 334 to 1455 and encodes 373 amino acids. NCBI's taxonomy places the organism in Eukaryota, Viridiplantae, Streptophyta, Magnoliopsida, Fabales, Fabaceae. Gene Ontology annotation, cellular component: nucleus. Gene Ontology annotation, biological process: regulation of DNA-templated transcription. Gene Ontology annotation, molecular function: DNA binding.